AAAUUAACAAGCUCAUUGUGAAGAGCAAUCCUACAAAACAAAUCCACACACGCACAAAAUCACAAAAAAACCUUAAAAAACCCUAGUUCGUAAACAACAUACUAUCAUCACAAUGUCUGGUGUGUGGGUGUUCAACAAGAACGGAGUGAUGAGGCUGGUGGAGAAUCCUUACAACCAGUCCGAUUCGUCGGACUCUUCAUCCUCCGGUGGUAGCCAGCAACAGAGAAUGAGGAGGAAGAUUCUUGUCCAUCUUCCGACCAGCGAAGUUGUCUCUUCCUACGGAUCACUUGAGAGGAUCUUAAAGGGUCUUGGAUGGGAGAGGUACUACAAUGGAGACAACGCUGAUCAUUUCCUCCAAUUCCACAAGAAAACAUCGAUUGAUCUCAUCUCUCUCCCUCGUGACUUCUCCAAGUUUAACUCUAUUCAUAUGUAUGAUAUCGUCGUCAAGAACCCUAACGUCUUCCAUGUCCGAGACAUGUAGUAGCCGGUCUUCCACAUAAUAUUAAUCAUCCUCGCUGAUAUAUCUAUAUAUCAUGUAUAUAUUUGCAGGUUUUUGCUUCUUUUUUUUGCUUCUAUUAUUUGCUGUUGGGAGUUUGUUCUUGGUUUGUUUUAUUUCCUCG
This is a messenger RNA of Eutrema salsugineum, 620 nucleotides long. Its product is annotated as flowering-promoting factor 1-like protein 1. The coding region runs from base 113 to 481 and encodes 122 amino acids. Lineage: Eukaryota; Viridiplantae; Streptophyta; Magnoliopsida; Brassicales; Brassicaceae. Gene Ontology annotation, biological process: vegetative to reproductive phase transition of meristem; regulation of flower development. The transcript has a single exon. The record is from RefSeq and is a predicted model, not a curated record.